ACGAAUGUUGGAAGCAUAAGAAGCAAAUUCCAAAACCAAAACCUCAACCUCAAGUUGAAAAUGGCGGCACCGUAUGUAUACGUAUAGAGAUCGAGCGAGAGAGAGCUUUUUGGAGUAGGGUUCUUUCAGAAGGCUUUGAUUUUGUAUCUUUGGGUGAAAAAAUAAUGGGGGAUGGGAAUAAAAUUGGGAUUGAUUCAUCAUUAGAGUGUGAUUUUGGGUUGGGUUUGAAGAUGCAAGUGCAACCCACUGAGUCAUCAAUUUGUAAAAGGGCCAUGGUUUUCCCUCAUUAUUAUCAGCUUUCUUCUUCUCAGAAUAAUAGCUUUUCUGGUGUUGGAAGUGGUGGGGGCGGCGGGGCCAAUUUUUGUAAUCCAAAUAAACAGGCGGUGGGGUGGGUGAGCAAUAUCUACGAUUCUUUAGGCGGCGGCGGCGGUGCAGUUUUUCCGAGGAGCUCUCACUAUAAUGCUCCCAAAGGAGGCGUGCUAAUUUCUGGAAAAGCUCUUUUUACAGACAAACAGUGGCAAGAACUGGAGAGACAGAACAUGAUAUACAAAUACAUAAUGGCUUCUAUCCCUGUUCCUCCUCAACUCCUCUUACAACUCUCAAAUGCCCCAGAUUCUUUCCAAUCUAAAACAUCUGGUUUGGAUUUGAGGUUCUCGAGGGGGUCGGAUCCAGAGCCAUGGAGGUGCAGGAGAACAGAUGGGAAGAAAUGGAGGUGUUCAAGGGAUGUAGCACCUGAUCAGAAAUACUGUGAGCGCCAUGCCCACAAAAGUAAAGCCCGUUCAAGAAAGCCUGUGGAAACUCAAUCCCACAACAGUACUACUACUACCAACAAUUCUCAACAGUCUCUUCUCCUUCCACCUAAUACUCCAACAAAUCAAAAACAAAUGGACUUCACUGCUCCAUAUGACCAAACCAGGUGCACCGAAUGGUUCAUGGGAGGUGGAAGUAGCAGUGGCACCAUCACCCUCCCUGUCUCUACUUGUAACCGACAAUGGCAUCAACGUAUGCAGUCAUCAUCGAAGUUGGGACAUUUUCAUAGAGACAACAAAAAUAAUUUGUCUGUAUUUCAACAAGAUUUCAUGAACUCAUUUCUUGACCACCCCAAGUUGGCCUAUUUACAAGGGAACCCCGAUUUAAACACUGAAAAAACACAGACAACUAGGCAUUUUAUUGAUGAAUGGUCAACAGGAGAGAAAGAGGGCAAUGAAGGGUCAGCUGCAUUUUUAAACAAGAAGAGGUUUUCACCUUCAUCUUUGUCUCUAUCAAUGUCAAGGGGAAUUGGGAUUGGUGAAGAUAAUGAUCGAAAUGCAGCAAUGGGUAUUGGGACGAUGAAUACUGUUAAAGAAAAUGAUGGGUUUUUGAAUACUGUUUCUUGGUUGAGUUCUCCGCCGGGUGGACCAUUGGGUGAGGUUUUGGGACUUGGCAAUGGUGCUGGCGGGAAAGGGUGUUUGGAUUUGACAUCGCCUCAUGGGUAUAGUAAUAGCACUACUAAUAGCAGCUGCUGCAGUAAAAGUUCUUGUGAGGAUGGAAUUGGCACCCAUUCACACAAUUUUAUUGGUUGACCACCCAACUUUUUGAACUUGAGCCAAGAGCUGGCCCAAAAAUAGCUUUAUGAUGUUUUCAUUUUGUGUUUCUUUUGUUUAAUUUUAGUUCCUUUACUCUUCAUGACUCACGUAUCUGUAGUUCUGUACUUUGUGUCUUUUUCAUUAGCAAUGGGUAGAUAUGUAUACUCGUCGCAAUCCCUUUUUGAGAUCGCCUGUGUUGAUGGGAGAACUAAAGAGUUUUUGUCUCUCCGGAUCA
Messenger RNA from Olea europaea var. sylvestris, 1800 nucleotides. Its product is annotated as growth-regulating factor 4-like. Gene Ontology annotation, biological process: developmental process; DNA-templated transcription; regulation of DNA-templated transcription. Bases 165 to 1562 code for a protein of 465 amino acids. The transcript has 4 exons. Lineage: Eukaryota; Viridiplantae; Streptophyta; Magnoliopsida; Lamiales; Oleaceae. Gene Ontology annotation, molecular function: ATP binding. Gene Ontology annotation, cellular component: nucleus. The record is from RefSeq and is a predicted model, not a curated record.